Penicillium coprophilum is the source of this 420-nucleotide messenger RNA. RefSeq lists its product as uncharacterized. The annotation marks the transcript as partial. The transcript is spliced from 2 exons. NCBI's taxonomy places the organism in Eukaryota, Fungi, Ascomycota, Eurotiomycetes, Eurotiales, Aspergillaceae. The record is from RefSeq and is a predicted model, not a curated record.
GCGCAGAAUGGUAAAGCCAAUGAUGUGGCCCUGCUGUGCAUUUGCCUCCCAGGUGGAGGUGCAACACCCAGGAUCGAGCGCCAAAUUGAUGACACCAGCCUUUCAUUGAGGGGGACAACGGUUAAGAGUGCUGGCUUCAAUACUAUAUGUCUCACCUCCGAAGACACAUCUCUGUCGAACAAGUUCGCUGGUAUCGCAGAUGGCCCCGUGCCUGCGGAGAUCACCAAGGCAAAGUGCGAGGCCAUUCCCAUCGGCCGCCUUGUUGAGCCGCUGAUGUUGCGAACGUCGCUUUCUUCUUGGCGGAGCCAGCAAGCUCAAUUAUUAGUGGAGUUGAGAUUCUCGUUGACAGCGCACGCUGUGUAUAAGAGAGAAAUUGUCUGUCGGCAUCAGGAGUGGAAACCUAUUCUGAUAGGCACAUAG